Messenger RNA from Thunnus maccoyii (southern bluefin tuna), 3720 nucleotides. RefSeq names its product protein phosphatase 6, regulatory subunit 2a (gene ppp6r2a). Gene Ontology annotation, molecular function: protein phosphatase binding; protein phosphatase regulator activity. Bases 927 to 3614 code for a protein of 895 amino acids. The record is from RefSeq and is a predicted model, not a curated record. Gene Ontology annotation, cellular component: cytosol; nucleus. NCBI's taxonomy places the organism in Eukaryota, Metazoa, Chordata, Actinopteri, Scombriformes, Scombridae. The transcript is spliced from 24 exons.
CACUUAUACUCCUUCUGACUUUUUGGUUGUAAAAUUUAAAGAAUGACCUUUAAAAUGAGAUCAGGAUUAAGACUGUAAUCAAAAGGGUUGAAGAACAGUAACCCCUUUAUUUUGGGUAAAUUAUUUUCGGCCAUAUGCACAAAAUGGGGGUGCCUGGUAAGAGGGUCGUAGAUAUGUUCCUUAAGGUGCAUUAUAAGAAUGUUAAGAGCCUCAGAAUUUAGUUUAAUUAGUGAUGUGAAAAUAACAGUGCCGCAUCAUUCACCUAAAUGUUUUGUGAAGCUCUCUGAGUUCUUUGCUCGUCCCCGUGUAGGUCUAGUGCGCGCUCUCGUGACCAUGUCGCCAUUUUGAUUCGAAAAAUAUGACUGAGUUUUUCCUGCUUUGCAUGCUAAACUUAGCUUCGCGUUUGAAUUACUUUGUGCGUGAGUACGAAUCAUACACUCUAUAUCUGAAAUAUCAGGCAUUGCUAUUAAUGUGAAGUAGCCGUUAAUGUUGGGGGACUGUUUAUUUGACAGACUUCAAAGCCACAUUUUGACUAACGUUAGCUAAGUUGAGCUAACGUUAGCUAACAGCAGCCUCUGCUGUCGCAGACUGACCCCUUCUUCAAAACAAAUCACUCACAGGCUGAUGUGUGUUAGCGGAUAGUUAGCUGGAUAGCUGGCUGCUUGACGAUAAACUCCAACAACAAUCCAACACAGACGAAAGGAAUAGCGGAGGACUUUAAAUCAAAGGUUAUGUUGAGCCUCUCAGUGUCUCAUCUCCUAAAGAGGCCUGCGUUUUAAGAGGAGACCCAUGCUGAUAAAUGCCAGGCCUCGCCACACUCUCUGUCGUCUGCACAAACACAAAUGCCUGCCUGCCCGUGGGGGAGGUCUGAUUAAAGAUAUCCACAUUUCAUCCACUGGGCUGUGUCCCCCGUCCCAGCGGCCACCAUGUUUUGGAAGUUCGACCUACACACCACCUCCCACAUCGACCAGCUGCUGGACAGGGAGGACGUGACGCUGAGGGAGCUGAUGGAGGAGGAUGACGUCCUGCAGGAGUGCAAGGCUCAGAAUCGUCGACUGCUGCUCUUCCUCUCCCAGGAUCACUGCAUGCAGGAGUUGGUCAGCCUCAUCACCACAGAGCCACCCGCAGACCUGGAGGAGAGGAGCCGCUUUAAGUUUCCCAACAUUGCGUGUGAGCUCCUAACAGCAGAUGUGUCCAUCAUCAAUGAUAAACUGGGCGGGGACGAGUCUCUCCUCGAGAUACUGUACCACUUUUUGGAGCAGGACCCGCCCCUCAACCCGCUACUGGCCAGUUUCUUCAGCAAAACCAUCGGCAAUCUCAUCGCCAGGAAAACCGAACAGGUGAUCACCUUUCUAAAGAAAAAGGAAGGCUUCAUUGGUCUGGUGCUGAAACAUAUAGAUGCCUCUGCCAUGAUGGACCUGCUGCUUCGCCUCAUCAGUUGUGUGGAGCCUGCCCCCUUGAGGCAGGAGGUCCUCCAUUGGCUGAAUGAGGAGAAGUUGGUUCAGAGACUCACAGAGCUUAUCCAUACUGGCAAAGAUGAGGAGAGACAAUCAAACGCGUCCCAAACGCUUUGUGACAUCAUCCGCCUUAGUCGAGACCAGGCCAAUCAGAUGCAGGAGAAUGCGGAGGUCGACCCACUAUUGGCCGUGCUAGAGUCGCAGGAGAGUGUAGCGGGACUCCUCAAGAACAUGUUUGAGGGGGAGAGAAGUGAGGCCUCCAUUGUUAACGGAACUCAAGUGCUACUUACCUUACUGGAGACCAGGAGGUCUGGGUUGGAAGGGCUGAUGGAUCUGUAUUCUCAGGGUUAUGAAAGGUCUUACACUGUCAACAGCAGUAUUUUAAAUGCCAUUGAGCCCCAUUUAAAGGACUUCCAGCAGCUUCUUCUGGAUCCCCCCAAGAAAAGUGCAAUAUUGACGACCGUUGGCGUUCUAGAGCAGCCACUGGGGAACGCCCGCCUUCAUGUGGCCCGGCUGGUGGCCGCCCUGCUGCAGACCAGUGCCCCCAGUAUCUGCCAGGAGCUCUGCAAUCUUGCCACCAUGGACCUACUACUGGAUCUGUUCUUCAAAUACUCCUGGAAUAACUUUUUGCACUUCCAAGUGGAGCUGUGUGUGGCGGCUAUCCUGAACCACCCUUCCUCAGAGGAGCGGCCCAGCCCAGGCCUCCAGAACCACGACGGGAAGCCUGCAGCAUCAGCCGCUGAGGCACAGGGGGAGGCAGUGGAGACAGGCGGGACCAGUGAACCACAGACCUCCAUUCAUAAUGCCCUUGUGGCACAUCUCUUCCAGCAGUGUCGAUUGGUACAAAAGAUCCUUGACGCCUGGGAGGAGAAUGAUAAAAUACAGGCUGAGGGCGGCACCAGAAGAGGCAACAUGGGUCAUCUGACCAGAAUUUCCAACAUGGUGGUCCAGAACCUUGAGAAAGGACCAGUACAGGCUCAGAUCACUGAUCUCAUCAAAGAGCUGCCAGAAGACUGCAGAGGUCGCUGGGAGAGCUUUGUGGACGAGACCCUGAGAGAGACUAACAGGAGGAACACGGUAGAGCUGGUAAGCACCCACAACAUGCACUCGUCCAGCGAGGACGACGACAUGGAGAGCCCCUUCCCCAACGACCUGUCGCUCCAACAGGCCUUCUCCGACUAUCAGAUCCAACAGAUGACUGCCAACUUUGUGGAUCAGUUUGGGUUCAACGAUGAGGAGUUCAGCGAGCAUGAUGAAAAUAUCAACGCCACAUUUGACAGAAUUGCCGAAAUAAACUUCAAUCUAGAUGCUGAUGAUAAUAGUGCCAAUGCGGCUGCUUUUGAAGCCUGCUGUAAAGAGAGGAUACGCCAGUUUGAUGAUGCUGAAGAGGAAGAGGACAUUUGGGAGGACAAGGAGAUAAACUAUGCAACACAAGCUAAAUCCAGAACAAGGUUUGGGGUCUCUCAAACCUCAGAGGGAAGCUCCAGGAGCAGCAUGGAGAAUGGAGGCAGGGAGCGAGACCGUGGAUCUGAAUCUGAUGAGGACGAGGACUCUGAGCAGAACACGUCAGACACAGGUCCGGGCUGGACAGCAAAUUUCAGGGACUCUGGAGGGAAUGCGGCAUCCCAAACCCCGGCAGCAUGGGACACCUCAGCUGGAGGCGGAACAGACACACAGGAAACAGGCUGGGCCAACUUCACUGAGUUCCAGCCUUUCUCUGGUACAGAGACUGAUCCCAGGUGCAGCUCUCCUGUGGACUCGGGUAGCAGCGACGCAGAUAAACAAGCCAAACAAAACCACGAGAAGAGCGAUGUUAGUGCCUCCCCUGGUGCUCCUCCGGCAGGAGAAGGGAGGAAAGCUCCUCUCGUGGCCUCAGACAGCAGCUCCUCCGGGGGAUCUGACAGCGAGGAGGAUGACAAAACUGCCGGUGCUCCUCCCGCUGCAGCCAUCGCCUCGGAAACAGCCGGCACCCCCGGCAACAAGACAGCUGACCUCAAAAGUGAGGAGAGUCCAGUGUCUCUGGAGAAACUCUCUCUGUCAGAUCCUCCGAAAGCAUCAGAACAGCAGCCGUCUGAGGAUUCACCAGUAACCACACAGACUGACAGGAAAGAGCAAACGCCACCGCCCCAGGAAGUGUCCGUCAACGGGCCGGUCUGAGCACGAGCAGACGGUGAAAUCCCCAAACAGCUACGGUUGCCGCUGACUGUCAGCCUCCUCCAGAGUGACUUCCCCCUAAAUAAACCUCACUGGUGUUUUUACUGAA